CAGGAAUUUGUGGGGUUUUAGCCAAUUUUGCUUAGUCCCCACCAUCGCCAUUUUUCCCCAAUACCCUCUUCUCUCUCACCUUUCACAUUCACCAAGGGACCGACUCAUCUUUUUAUCUCACAUGAAAUGAAACCCUCCCCAAACUUUUUCUUAUUGGAUUAGAUUAUAUGAUCCUUUCCCUUUCUCUCUCUAAAACUUUGCCUUCUGGGUUUCUUCCUUCCGGGAUUGACUUCUCUUCCUUUCUGGGCUGAGAACCCAAAUUUUCUCUCUCCCCCCUUUCCCCUUCUUCUUCGUUUUCUUCUUAUUUUUGUUCUUCUUCAGGUGAGGAAGCACUGUGAAUUUAGUGAUUUCAGUAGCAUCGCUGGUACCAGGCUGUAAGGCAGCAGCAGAUCAAGGUUCGUUUUUCGGUUUAAAUCUGUUUGUUCAAUCUCACCCGAGAUUCGUCGUCUGAGUUUGGCGAAUAUCUGCUGAUCCUUUUGGGGGAAUGAUGAUGAUGUUCAAUGAGAUGGGAUUUUGUGAUGAUAUGGAUUUCCUUUGCGCUCCAAUUGUGGAAGGAGAUGCCAUAGCUCCACCAACCGAUCCCGAUGCUGCGAUGGAAGACGAUUAUUCUGAUGAAGAGAUCGAUGCCGAUGAACUCGAGAGGAGGAUGUGGAGGUACAAGAUGCGUCUCAAACGCCUCAAAGAGCAGAGCAAGGGUAAGGAAGGGAUCGAUAUCGCGAAGCAACGACAGUCUCAAGAACAGGCCAGGAGGAAGAAGAUGUCAAGAGCACAGGACGGAAUCUUGAAGUACAUGUUGAAGAUGAUGGAAGUUUGUAAAGCUCAAGGCUUUGUAUAUGGAAUAAUUCCAGAGAAGGGAAAACCAGUAACCGGAGCAUCGGAUAAUCUUCGAGAAUGGUGGAAGGACAAGGUCAGAUUCGAUCGAAAUGGACCAGCUGCCAUAGCCAAGUACCAAGCGGACAACGCAAUUCCAGGAAGAAACGACGGUUGUAAUUCGAUCGGUCCAACCCCUCACACCUUGCAGGAACUUCAGGACACCACGCUAGGAUCUCUUUUAUCAGCUCUGAUGCAGCACUGUGACCCUCCUCAAAGAAGRUUUCCAUUGGAGAAAGGCGUUCCUCCGCCGUGGUGGCCUACCGGAGUUGAGGAAUGGUGGCCUCAGCUUGGCUUGCCGAAGGAGCAAGGUCCUCCACCUUACAAGAAGCCUCAUGACCUGAAGAAGGCGUGGAAAGUCGGCGUUUUGACUGCAGUCAUCAAGCAUAUGUCCCCUGAUAUAGCCAAGAUCCGCAAGCUUGUGAGGCAGUCGAAGUGUCUGCAGGACAAGAUGACUGCCAAGGAGAGUGCUACUUGGCUUGCUAUUAUCAACCAGGAGGAGGUCUUGGCUMGGGAGCUUUAUCCCGACUCUUGCCCGCCUUUGUCGUCCGGUGGGGGAAGUGGAUCGAUGGUCAUUAACGACUGCAGCGAGUACGACGUAGACGGUGCUGAAGAGGAACCGAACUUUGAUGUUCAAGAUCGUAAACCCGAUAACAUCAGCUCAUUCAACUUGGGAAUGGAGAGGAUGAGAGACCGGGUGCAGAUUCGACAACCACCUUAUCCAAUCAAAGGGGAGGCUCCCACAAACUUGGAUUUUAUGCGAAAGAGGAAACCGACCAGCGAUCUGAAUAUGAUGAUGGAUCAGAAGAUCUAUACUUGCGAGUUCCUCCAGUGUCCUUAUAGCGAACUCCGUCUCGGGUUUAAUGACCGGAAUUCCCGAGACAAUCAUCAGUUGACCUGCCCAUAUAGAACUUCUUCAGAGUUCAGUGGUUCAAACUUUCAUGUCAAUGAAGUAAAACCAGUUAUCUUCCCUCAAUCGUUCGCCCCGCCCAAGCCAGCUCCAGCUCCGGUCAGCUCAGUUCCAUCUUCCUUCGACUUGUCCAGCUUAGGAGUUCCAGAAGAUGGGCAAAAGCUGAUCAGUGAGCUCAUGUCGAUCUACGACACCAACGUGCAGGGCAACAAGAACAACGUAAACACCGUUAACGCUGCCAUCGCAGAGAAUCAAAACCUUCCUCAGUUGAAGAUCCAACCUCAACAAGACGAAUAYUUCCGCAAUCAAGGUAUAAUGAUGGAAGGAAACUUCUUCGAAGGAUCAAACGUUUCGAGCAGCCAUCCGAUGUUCCCAAGAGACGAAGGCCAAUUUGACCGGUUCAAGCCAAUGAAUACGCCUUUCGAAAACAACCACCACCAGCACAACCACAACCACAACAACAACAACAACUUCCACUUGAUGUUCGGCUCUCCAUUCGAUUUAUCAACCUUYGACUACAAAGAAGAAGUGCCUGGCGCAGCAGCCAUCGAUACACUAUCGAAACAGCAGGACAUUCCGUUAUGGUAUCAGUAAAAGCUGCUCUCACUCCGACGCUCUGUCGACGUACUCCUUACGCCAAAAGCAGCAGCAGCAGCUAGCCAGCUCUUUUUACAGUUUGAAUCUCUAUUCUCUCUCUCUUAUGGGGUUUGCCUUUUCUUUUACUAGGAACAAGUUGAAGUUUCCUUUUGGGAUUUACCUAACUUGGUGAAACUGUGUUGUCUGAAGAAUCAAAAAAAAAAAAAAAAGUUUGGUGUUACAUCCUUUUUAUUCUCACAAAUGGAUGGACAAUGUAUGUCGUUAGCUUUGUAGAAUAUCUUUUCAAGGUCAUCUUGUAAUGUAAGUCUAAGUUUCUCCAAUAGACUGAUAAAUAAGUGGAGAGGAUCCUUCCUAUGAACUUCUACUUCUACUUCGCUCUGUUUGUUGAUUAUAUGAUAUGAUAUCCAAAUGGUUGUCUAUAUGAA
This is a messenger RNA of Momordica charantia (bitter melon), 2802 nucleotides long. Its product is annotated as protein ETHYLENE INSENSITIVE 3. NCBI's taxonomy places the organism in Eukaryota, Viridiplantae, Streptophyta, Magnoliopsida, Cucurbitales, Cucurbitaceae. Gene Ontology annotation, molecular function: DNA-binding transcription factor activity; DNA binding. Gene Ontology annotation, cellular component: nucleus. The record is from RefSeq and is a predicted model, not a curated record.